GAUACGAUGCACUUUCAAUGGUUCCAGGAACAGUGACACCCUUCACCAACAUGAUCAGAGACAAACUAAUUCCGAGCGCUAUUUUCUCAAUCCAACUCCGCCCAGCGCGCCUUGGCUCGCGUUUAGGUGGAAUUAUCAUGUUUGGCGGCAUUGACCCGAAUCUUUAUUUAGGGAAUAUUAUAUACGCUCCUGUGACCAAAAAGCUCUUUUGGCAAAUCGCAAUUAAUUCUAUUAGCUUAGCUGACAAGACGCUUGGAGGGGUAAACCAACAGGUUGUUGUCGAUUCCGGGGCUACCAUGCUUAUUGUCGGUACUCAAGUUGCUCAAGCUAUUCAUUCCAAAUUGGGUGGAGGCUUUGACCCUAAAUCAGGAUAUUGGACACUGCCUUGUGCUGCCGUAAGAAAUCAAUAUAACAACCUGGUCAUCAAUAUUGGUGGUGCUUCAUUCAGAAUCAAUCCCUCUGAUUUGGUGAGGGAGAAAAUGCGAGGUAACAUAUGUUAUUCGGGCAUUACCGGUACAGACGAAGCUACUUGGGUUCUUGGUGGCACCUUCUUGAAGAAUGUAUACGUGGUAUUUGAUAGAGAAAAAGAUCGAGUAGGGUUUGCAUUACCGCGUUAUCCGGACUAUUAA
Molecule: messenger RNA, 629 nt
Organism: Paraglomus occultum
Lineage: Eukaryota; Fungi; Glomeromycota; Glomeromycetes; Paraglomerales; Paraglomeraceae
Source: the annotation of a GenBank genome assembly